This is a messenger RNA of Helicoverpa zea (corn earworm), 5893 nucleotides long. RefSeq lists its product as uncharacterized. The transcript has 3 exons. Gene Ontology annotation, cellular component: cytoplasm; nucleus. The coding region runs from base 297 to 629 and encodes 110 amino acids. Lineage: Eukaryota; Metazoa; Arthropoda; Insecta; Lepidoptera; Noctuidae. Gene Ontology annotation, molecular function: cAMP-dependent protein kinase inhibitor activity. Gene Ontology annotation, biological process: negative regulation of cAMP-dependent protein kinase activity. The record is from RefSeq and is a predicted model, not a curated record.
CUUUCAUUCAUCGCCUCGACAUGUCACAAUUUUCUUUCGUCUUUCUAUUGUGUAUACCUGUGAUUUUAGUGCACGCUCUAAUACUGUAAAGUAAAUUAGAAGCUUUAUGAAAAUUGAACAUAUUCUCCUUUACUCUGCGUUAAAUUUACGAGUGGGAAUUCGUGUGAUAAAGCGAUUCAGUGUCGGUCGAACAAAUAAAUUGAGGUGAUUGUGAGUACGGAUUUAGAGUAUCUGAAUCAAUAAUUUUUUUGUGUAACGUUUCAAUAAACUUUGUGGUUACUGUUAUUGAGUUAAAAAUGUCGGAGGUCCUAUCGGGUCGUGUGUCUAAGCAUAGGAGGGACCGUCGCGUUAAGAAUAGUACAGUACUGAGAAUGAUGGCAAUAAUGCAGGAAGGGAAUAGUGAGGUACCGAAGGAAUUUCUGGAGACUGGGAGGACGGGGCGCAGGAACGCUAUGCCGGACAUACUGCAUCCGCAGAGCGCCGAAGCCAGCACAGCCGACCUGCCUUCCAGACUGCAGCAGUUGACUGCCAACGACGGUGAGGCUCCGCAGCCUGGGUCGUCAAACCUCGACCAGCCGGUCGUGCCGGAUCCUAAAACACCCACUAAGAAAGACGACACACCCAGUUGAACUGCCUACCAUACUCGCGGUCCCGAAGGACUACACUGGACUUGCCCAAAGCUAAAGUAAUCUCAAUCAGGUAAAUAGUAUUACUAAGCACUGAGUAAUGUAGCCCCACCUUAUAGGGAUGGUAUGGUGUACAAAUGUAGCUCUUAUGUCUAGUUUGACAAGAUAGAUUUUGCAUAAUUGUAAGUAAUUAAGAUUUGUGUACACGAGCGCUUUGUCGAAUUUAUAUUGUUUGAAAUUAUUAGAUUGUUUUCAUUAGGUCUUUGUGUGGGCGUUAAACGUCGUGUAAAAAAUUGUUUGUUAUUCCUAAGUUGAAACUGAAAGCAGCUGAUUGUGAAUGUUAACAUGUAUUAAAUGUUUUAAAUAAACAACGCCCAUAUGUCUUAUAGAUUAAUGGUAACGUUUUGUAUAAAAGUGAUUGAUAUUUAAGAGUGUCGAUGUAAAGAUUGGAAUUAGACAAUACUGAUAUAUGAAUAGAAAAUGGAUUGAGUGUUGAUAGGCAGUAAAUAGUUGAUUUGGUAAGGAAUGCCAGCUUUUGCACUCCUGCCAAGCAAUUACGAAGAACAAAAUUGUCUUACAGUAAUCACUGUUAAAGCAGAAUAUUGCAAUGCGUAACAAAGGUCGCACACAAGGGUACUGUUGAACGAUAUGUUUUUUGUUCAGUGUCCUAAAGCGGCCCAAUAGUAGUAAGUAGACGAGCUUUAGUUGUGAAUGCAUGACAUUCUAUACAGAUAGCUUUAACAGUACUUAGCAUUUACUUGGCACAGUCAACGUAAAGGGAAUAUAAAAACGUAACCCUUUAUUUACCGUCAGGUAAUAAAACACAUUCAUAUCAGCUAAGCUUAGUUCAAAGGAUAGAAUGGCAGUACUACUUAAGUAGACUGCACCCUCGAAUUUUAUCGAACAAUUAAAAUGCUAAAUCGAUGUUGUGCUUCAAUACCAAUCAAUCGUUGUCGGCUACUGACAGAUGUUUAAUGUCGUCCACUUUAUAUCGAUUCUGUCAAUUGGCGAAUUUAAAUCGAUUAUUUUUUAGACUGUUUAACCUCGGGGCUAGUGACGCACAAUUCAAUGAACAAACAUUCCUGGUCACUUGGGACAGUAUUUUGUGUCAUUAAAAACAUUAACUAUUUACGUAAUUGUCAACACGUCAGGUACUUCACCAUUGAACAGAAGGACAGUAGGACUAUAAAGAAUAGAUAUAUUGCAACGCAGUUCCGAGGUUAAAAAGUCUGAUUAGACUUUGCCAUUUAAAUAUUUAAGCAAUUUGUGGAAAACUACCCACAUUGCAAAGCUUUUUAUUAUGAUGAUUUCAUCAUUGCUUGCAUUGUAAGCUUGUAGACCGACCUUCUGUAUGUCAAAUUGUCAACAGUUAAAUGUUUAUGCACUACAAUGUGCAUUAAAUUAACAAUGUGACUACUAAUAUGAUUGAUGUGUUCCUCGAAGAGACAUCUACUAUGUCACACAAAUCAAUUUAUUUUAAUUGCACAUUGUAACUGUCUGUAGCACAUAUUGAAACUUUUUGUAUUCAUACGAGUAUGUUCAAUUUGUACAUGUUUCAUUGUAAAUCGUGCAGCUGUUUCUUAGUUAUAGGUUCCUAAGUACGCUUAAAUUCGAUUUAUUUAUUUAUAAUUUAUUAAAACACGUAAUUAUUUUUGAAAGAGUACAAUAUUUUGUUUUAAUAUUUUUGCCUUCAGGUAUGGUACUGAAUAGGUGCUUUGUCAUUUAAAAUAUUUAUUGUAUUUAUUUCAAAAUGUUAUCGUUAUUAAUAAAAUGUGUAAAAAUAUACGUAAAUCUUAGAGUUUAGUUAAUAUUUCUUUAAUAUGAAGUCUAAAUGCAUUUUUGUUUGUAUAGAACAAAAUGAUGUGACCUCAGUGCUGAUGACACGAUAUCGAUAAAGACUAUAAUAAUAGACUAUGUAUGAUCUAAGAUGGGGGAUUUAGAAUUAAACAUCAGUAAAAUGUCUUAUAAUGGCUUAGUUCGCUGUACUUAUCUACAUAAUUAUAACACAACAAAUACGCUGAAAAAUAUUUUUAACAAUAUAAAUUAAUAUGACAUUCAUUACAUUGCAACUCGAGCUUGUAAAGAAUUGCUGAAUGUCUUUAAAUUCAAAUUAACAAUGUUGCGAACUGAACCAGAGACAAAACAAAAUGAUCACUUGAUAUUUCAUAAUUAUUGUAUAGUACCUACAUAUACAUAUUACACUCGCCAUGCCAAAGUCAUCGAGUCAAUUACUGACUAACUAUUUCGAGGCUGUACUACUUAUGGUAGCUAACUAAUAUUCUUAUGUAAAUCAGUAGUCUAGUUUAUAGCUAAAUAUUAGUCGGUGUUAUACAUUUGCUAUUUUCAACAAUUUCAUGUUUAACAGUAAUUUCCAAUUUAAGAACUAUCAUCUUCUAAAUGAAGGCUUAGAAACAUUUUAGUAUUCAUUAUUAUGGUAUCAUAUCAUAUUUAUUGACGCACAAAACAUUUCGUUUUUAAUACGUAAUACUUUUAAAUUAGAAUAGAAUUUUACUUGCCGAAUUAACUUAUUUUUAAAAUAAUUUCAACUUUUACUCGGACGUAAAGGUUCGAAUCUCACAGAGGUUUUAUGUGAAACGUUGUUUUGGUUUGUAGUAAGAAUAGCAUAAUUUUAUUUCAUUCCAUACUUCAUACCUGCUUCCCACAAUCAUUUACCUUGUAUGUUCAUGUGCAUGUUCUAGAAUUUGGUUACGUCAAAAAUAUGGCGGAAAAAUUACAAGCAGUCUGUGUUGUUAUGCUUCUUUAUAAAAGUAGAAAAUUUUCAGUAUCUUUCUGUAGUGAUUAACAAUAGUUUUGUAAUUUAUUUAUAUUCGUAUUAAUUUAAAUUUUUUUUUUGAAGAUUUCGCAAUUUUUAUCAUUGCAACUAAUUUAAUAUUUGUGUCAACGUAUACAACUACAAUGUCGUAAUUGCGAAAAAUUCCAGGUCGAUCUGUACAACAAAAAGCUCUUCUUAUUAUCUUAUUAUAUUAACAACUUUAUUCUUAUCAAAGGCAAACAAAACGUGAAUAUCGGCCAACGACCUAUUUGUACACAUUUAGAGCUGUUUCAAUAUUUACACGAUAUUUCAGUCUCGUUAACUGUUAACGGACAAUAACAUGGUGUAAAUUCUUACUAUCAACGUGCUUGUGAUUUUUAAAAGUAGAACAAAUAUAUUUUCCUGGAUCUUAAGAUCUUUUCAUAUUCUUUAGUCUAUUUAAAGCGUAUAAGCAACGGAUCUCUUACUAAACUGCCUUAUUCGUAAAACUUCCUCGACUUGACACAUCGAAUUUGAACAUUUUGGUGGCCUAUUUGAUGUUUCGGUGUUAAAAUUCUAAAACUAUUUAGCUGCUAAUAUGACUUCUAAUAUUCUAUUCAUUUACAAAAUUAAGUCUCACAAAAUGCCUGUGUUGUAUCUAUUACAAGUAUUUGUUUAAUUUUUCUCCUAAACAAGAGAAAGAUCUUAUUUUUCUCGACUAGAUUAACUUUUGCAGUUCAUAGAUGUUUUGUUAAAGUAUCAAAGAAAUAAUUUUGAAGCAGAUAGCCUACAUUUUUUAGUGUCUAUGUGUUUACCUCACUUAUGUCUAUCUUCAUAUUAUGGAGUAUCUAAUUGUAAAAUCUUCUAUAGCUCGUGUCAUUUUAAUAUAAUUCUAUUACUUGUACAUAAAACGCAAUGCACAUUUUUCAGUUUUCCUAUUUCGAACAAUGCUCUGAACACUGUCUACGAAAAAUGUGAUCUAAUAGGUACCAAUUCCAACCAUUUUCAGAACUACUCUCAUAUUGUCUAUAAGCUUUUAUAUGUCAAUUAUUCCAGUACCUAGCAUACGUAUUCCUGUCUGUACAACGUCAUUGUCAACGUAAUCGUAACUUACACAUUGUUCAUUCAUAAAAAUCGUUAUGCUUUAAUUUGAUGUGCCCUGUAAUGAAAUUCCCAACGGUGAUAAUGGCUGCUGAACUACUUAGCACAAUUUGUUAUUUUAAUUUAUACUAUUUAACAUAUUAUGCGAUACAAGCAUUAAUUGCUCGAAAUGGUUAGAAAACCAAGCCUUGUGCUUUUAAAGGUUUGCCCAACCCUAGACUAGUUUUUUUAAUGAAACGCUGUGCUCGAUAAUGCAACAAAUAUAUUCUAUAUCCAAAACUCGCUAUACAAUAUUCUUCAGUCUGUAUGGGCAAACCUUUAAUUUAUCAUUCAGAAAGCAAAAGUUAUAUACAAAAUGGAAGAUGGAAAUGAACUUAUCGAACUCUGCCGAUUAAUCCGAGAUUAAAUUGCAAUGAGAUUAAGAAGUUUCAACUUAUUGAGUACUGGGUGAUUAUGUAAGAACGUGUCCAAUCUUCCUUUUUGUGUUAUCAACAGCAAGCAAUGCAAUAAAGUACUGUUUAUAUAAAUAUAAAGCCUUGUAAAGAGACCUAGUCUAAGACUAUGUAUCUAUUCUUAUCCCUCUAUGACCUAUGUACAAGUGAUAAGGUCUAAAGUAUUCCUUAAUAAUUUCCUUUAGAUCUCUGAUUGAUAUCGUAACAUUGUGAUCGUAAACGUAGAUAUAUAGCUUCUUUUAUUAAGCUGUAAAUAUACAUGUUUAAUGCAGUAUUGAUUUACGUACCUUUUAUAUAGAAGAAUUAGUUUAAUAUUCCAAUGUUACGUAGAUUGUAAACUUAAUCGAAAACCAGACUAUAGUAACUGUCAAUUGUGCUUAUAUGACGAACUUUUUAAAUAACAUACCCAAACUUUUCUAAAGCACGUGUUUUGCUGUUUUAUCUUAAUCGUAAACUAUUUCAAUGUAUUCUUGUAACUGCUAUAGGAACAAAAAAACGAAUGGAACUAGUGAUGUGCUAAAUCGAUUAUUUAAUAUUAUGCUCGGACAUAAUUGUUACUUAACGAAUUAGCUCAACACUAUGCUUUACAUGUAAUAUAUAAAAGACAGCAUGGACAGACAGAUUAUUGAAUUUGGGCAAACACACUUUCUUGAUUCAAUAAUUCAAAUUAGUGUAGGUACCAUGAAAUCCUAGACCCAAGUUAGUGCAAACAUUCACGACUCAAAUAAACGACAGUGGUCCCAUAUUAUAAACAUUAUUUAUACAGUUAGUACAUGAAAAAUACAUUAUAUACAGAGAAUGUACACAGAAAUGUAUAAGUCACGUAAUAAUAUUGUAAUGGUGCAAUUUGAAACCGUAAGAUCAACAUAGUUAUUGGGAAAAUAGAAUUAAUGAAUUUGUAUCGUUUUGUAUCUAGUUUGCUGUUUAGCAAACGAAGAUAAAAAUAAAAUGUAAAAAACGAA